This is a messenger RNA of Penaeus chinensis, 802 nucleotides long. RefSeq lists its product as uncharacterized. The transcript is spliced from 6 exons. The record is from RefSeq and is a predicted model, not a curated record. NCBI's taxonomy places the organism in Eukaryota, Metazoa, Arthropoda, Malacostraca, Decapoda, Penaeidae. The coding region runs from base 125 to 802 and encodes 225 amino acids.
CACGCCAUCAACCUCUUACUAGAGUUUCCACAUUUUAUCGCAAGUGUGUGUAUGGAAGGCAACAAACACACGUGUGGUUGUUGUGGACUGUGUGAUAAGUUAAUGAAUUUCUAAUACGGCAAAAAUGGUGAAACAAAGUGGAAAAGACAGCAAAAUAAAAAUGCACCCUCCUGUGGUUAAUUCUAAUGGCCAGUGUGAACUCAGACCACCAGCGUUUUUGAGCAAUGAUGAUGAAGAUGAAGACCCCAAUGAAUUUCCUGGUGUCGUUGAUUUGAACACUGUGUAUGCUAAUAUGUCCAACACUGAGUUUGGUCCAGGUACCAUUAAUUCAGAUGAUGAGUAUGCAGAAGACAGUGAUGAGGAUAACCUCAAGAUUGCAGAUGUAGAAGGUGCCACAGACUUCUUCGCAGGUUUCAAGACCAAUUACAAGUACAGUGAUACAUGGGAUACAAUUAUCAGUUAUCUAAAACCCAAGACAACUGUAGAUGUAAAAAGUACUGUUGCCAAGGUCGUACAACGAGAGAAGGAGGAAAAGAAGAUAAGGAAGCAGGCAAAAAAGGACAAUAAUAUAGAAGAUGAAGGUUCCAGCUCAGAUUCAGAUCUAGACAUAGGAGGUGAUAAUGAAUAUGACCUGGAUAUUGACAAGUUGAGACUAAAGGACAGUGAAGCCAGACGAAUGGAGAGGCUGAAGACAUCACAAAAGAAGGAAAAAAAAACUCCAGAGGAGAUUGAGUAUGAGUAUGAGUAUGAUGAGGUCUUAGAAUCCAGCAGCAGCAUAAUGUUGAUGGAAGUAUUCAAGUGA